AUGUCGGUGACACUGCAGCGUCAGCCGCCGCAGCAGCCGCAGCCGCAGCCGCAGCAGCCGCAGCCGCAGCAGCCGCAGCCACAGAGCUCAAGCGCAAGGUUGAGGAGCGUGCGAAGCAGAACGCGGCCAACGAGGACGCCGGCAUCCCCAGCAAGCGGCGGGCUUGGGCAAGCAGCGGCGCGCGGCGCUGGCCAAGCGCAAGGAGGCCGCGGCGAACGCCGCCGACAGCCCCGCCCAGAGCCUCCAGAAGCCGCCGCCUCCGCGGCACAUUGGGCGGCUGUUCAGCCUCCUGCCCUGCAAACACGGCUUUGA
Messenger RNA from Auxenochlorella protothecoides, 312 nucleotides. RefSeq lists its product as hypothetical. The transcript has 2 exons. Lineage: Eukaryota; Viridiplantae; Chlorophyta; Trebouxiophyceae; Chlorellales; Chlorellaceae. The record is from RefSeq and is a predicted model, not a curated record. Bases 1 to 312 code for a protein of 103 amino acids.